ACUUCCAUCAUCCUCCUCACAUCACACGGCUUCUCCGUCGUCUCUGCAGACUACUCUCUCUCUCUCUCUCACGAGUUUUCAUUUCACCUGCAGAGCUCACGAUCUUGUUCUUUUUUAAUCAAAUCAAAACACUGAAGAGAGAUGGCGUCGAGAAACUCCGUAGCAGGAUUCGCGUUAUUCACAUUUGUAUUCGCCGUCAUCUCCUCUCUCGCCGGCGCUCAAAACCUAGCUCCAGCUCCUGCUCCCACCAGUGACGGGACAUCGAUAGAUCAAGGGAUUGCGUAUUUGCUGAUGGUGGUGGCGCUUGUGCUCACUUACCUUAUCCAUCCUCUCGAUGCUUCUUCUUCCCUCAGCUUCUUCUGAUUUUUUUUUCUAGUUUCAGUUUGUGGAUAACAGUCUUCUCUAAGAGUUUACUUUGCUCAUGAUUUGUGAUGCUGUCUUGCUUAUGAAGAUGAUUCCUGGGGAUUGAAUCUCACUCUCUAUUGUUUUCCAUCAAUCAUAUUGUUUGUUCAUCCUCUUCCAUAUUUAAUUUAUUCAUAUUCAUAUAUUCAUAUGUGGUGGUGUUGUAUAAUCUUUCAAAUGAAAUUACCAGAAACUUUUGACAAUUAUUAACUUUGAAUUUUUAAAACAAAACUAAGAUUAGCACAUUUCUAAUAA
This is a messenger RNA of Eruca vesicaria subsp. sativa (arugula), 657 nucleotides long. NCBI's taxonomy places the organism in Eukaryota, Viridiplantae, Streptophyta, Magnoliopsida, Brassicales, Brassicaceae. The record is from the annotation of a GenBank genome assembly.